Molecule: messenger RNA, 4090 nt
Organism: Clupea harengus (Atlantic herring)
Lineage: Eukaryota; Metazoa; Chordata; Actinopteri; Clupeiformes; Clupeidae
Gene: mex3a
Product: mex-3 RNA binding family member A
Molecular function (GO): RNA binding
Source: RefSeq, a predicted model, not a curated record
AGCCUCCAGACAUGGCUUUUUGAGACAUUGACGUCUUGGAGGCAUACUAGUCUUUGUUCGGGGUUUGCUCACGAUGCUGUGAAGGCUCCGGUUACAGGAUUUUUUUUUUCUUUUUUUUUUUUCUGUAGGAUCAGUGAGUAGCCUACUGCAGCAAAGCACAUGCUCUGCGACGCCCGUGUGACAGCUCUCCUUCUCCUUCUUCUGGUUGUGGUCUCUCACUCCCACUACCCAGCCUGUCAUCCCCUGCGCCACGGCGGCCAAAACAACGGUGACCUGCUGCAACCCACGGCGAAAGGGGUGGGCGUACCCAACGAAAUAUGUCACUUUAACUCUUUCAGUCUCAACAACCAUGUGGCACCCCUAAAACGAAAGGAAUGUCCGGGUUGUUGAGGAAAGCACAUUAUAAUUGACUGAAGCAGAUUCUGUUAUUAUUUUACAGCAGUGCCCUAAGUUCGGAACACUAGCUCUAGGACAUUCAUUAAUGUGUACAAAUGUUCACUGGUGUUUUUAGAGCUUCUAAAUUUGCCCCAGCUGGGUUAAGCUAUUGUACCCUUGUGAUUUGGGCUAUGAUGGACGAUUCAGAUUUGAGAUUUCCGCUAUUUAGAAAUUGAUUGUAACAAAAUAAAUGUGUAGCUUAGCUUAGCUCUUUUGUCUAACAAGUGAUGCAAAACUUGAGACUGAGAUACAGAAUAGGUUACCAUGGGCUAAGGAACCCGACACAGAACAGUUUUAACGGGAGGGCGGCUCGUUUUGUCUCAGCGAGGAGGGAUCGGUAUAAACCAGACGGGGUGGAGCAUAACACUGCCGUGCCCCUCUCCGCGCAGACGGCCUUGUGUCCCGUUUGCCUUGAGCAGAGAAAAAAACUGUUGAAACUAACCGACAGAAAGAGGGGGCCGGCCUAUGGGAGGGACUACUGCAAAGGGAGAAUUGGAAGGAGGAGGGGGUGGGGAGGCGGCACGGGUGCUGUUUCUCCAGUCUCUUUCCCGUGUCUUUGUCUCACACUCUUUUGUUAGCCAUGCCUAGCCUGCUGGUUCUAGCAGGGAUCAUGGACAAAAAUGGGGGCUACGGCUCGGAUCUAGCCGGCUCCGGUUUCGGUAGCGAAGGUCUCCUGGUGCCACCCGACGAAGAAGAGGAUGACUCUCGUGCCCUCCGGGUCGCCUUGGGCCAGCUGUCUCUGCUGGGUCUCGGGGAAGGCGAAAACGGUGGUGGGUCUCCAGUAACUGGAGUACAGGACCGGAGUAACAAUAACAAUAACCCCCACAACCAUGCUAACAGCGUCGGUGGAGGAGGUGUCGGCGAUACCGGGCUUUUGCAAGGGAAGAGCAAGUUAUGUGUCCUGUACGAGGGAUCCUCAACUGAAACUAAAGGACGUGGCUGCAACAUAACAGAAUGCGUCCCUGUGCCCAGCUCCGAACAUGUGGCCGAAAUAGUGGGGAGACAAGGGUGCAAGAUCAAGGCCCUACGAGCCAAGACCAACACCUACAUCAAAACGCCUGUUCGGGGUGAGGAGCCUGUCUUCCUCAUCACCGGCCGCAAGGAAGACGUGGCAUUGGCGAGACGCGAGAUCAUCUCAGCGGCCGAACACUUCUCCAUGCUGCGGGCAUCCCGCAACAAGCUGGGAGUCUCCUUCAGCGGCUCCCCGCCCACGCCCUUGCCCGGCCAGACCACCAUCCAGGUGAGGGUCCCCUACCGCGUCGUCGGCCUGGUGGUCGGACCCAAAGGCUCCACCAUCAAGCGCAUCCAGCAGCAGACGUGCACUUACAUCGUGACGCCCAGCCGCGACCGGGACCCCGUCUUCGAGAUCACGGGCUCACCGAGCAACGCCGAGCGGGCGCGCGAGGAGAUCGAGGCGCACAUCGCCUUCCGCACGGGCGGCAUCCACGACCACAACAACGAGAACGACUGCCUGGGGCCCGACAGCGCCACCACGGGGCUGGAGAGUCGCCUGCAGCAGGUGUGGGGCCUGCAGGGAGGCCAGCGCAAGCCCCUCACCAGCAGCUACCGCCAGAAUUUCUCAGAUGCCAUGAUCGGGGGUAACGGAGGAGUAGGAGGCAGCAACGGUGGCGGAGUGGGGAUAUACAGCAAGGGUGAGUAUCCCAACCCCGCCAACAGCGGAGGCAGCGACAAGCCCUGCUCCUACUUCGGUUCCGACGGGUCUUCCAGCUGGGUGGACCCCGACUACCCCAAACAAAUGGCCUUUUAUGCCCAGCAACGCUCCAAGAGCUUUGGGGGUCUCCCCUUGCCUCUCACCAGACUGUCCCCCAGCCUGACGGAGUCUUGUGGCAACUCGGCCCCCCCUGUGAUCGGGGGAUCCCCCCACGCACAGGCCCGUCGCGCCCACAGCGAGCCCACCUCCAGCAGCCCCGCCUUCCCUCCUGGUCGGCUGCCACUGUCCGACUCCCCACCCAUGAUGAGGGACUGCAUGACGUGUUUCGAGAGCAAGGUGACAGCUGCGCUGGUACCAUGCGGCCACAACCUCUUCUGCAUGGAGUGUGCCAUCCGUAUCUGUGAGCUCGGCCACCCCGAGUGCCCUGUCUGCCACACCCUUGUCACGCAGGCCAUCCGAAUAUUCUCGUAGAAACAAACAAACAAAAAAUCUCUUUUUUUUUCAUUUAGUUUACUUUAUUCUGUGAUUGAAUGAAUGAUUUAAUGAUCCAGUGAAUAUGAUUUUUUAUGUUUUUUUUAUGUUUGCUUUUUGUUAUGUUUUGUUUUUCGCUCUUUUUUAAGUGAAUUUUAACCAAACAAGCAGAUAUUUUAGAGGGCACUGCUUGCUUUACUAAAAAAGUAAGAAAUAUUUUUAAGUUUUUCUUUUAUAUAUAUAUACACACAUAUAUAUUUUAUAAAACUUUUCAUUUAUAUGUAAAAUAUAGGUCGAAACAUUUUUCUUUGACUAAAAAGGCUGCUGUUUACCCCAUCUAAAUCAAGAAUGGGUGUAAACAGAGGACUCAUAAUGUGAAUAUUUUAAAACAUAUGAGUUAUCUUUUUUUAAAAGAGAAAGUAGUUAGAAAUGGAAGAUAGUUUUACAUCCUGGUAUUCAAACUAAACACGUAAGAAGCGAUUUUGAAUAUGUUGAAAGAAAAACUAGCUGCACCUUACAUUUUAUUUUACAUCAAACAAUGAUUGUCAACCCUCCUUGCUAAUUGGAGUAUUAUUAUCAAUUCUCUACACUUUAACUUGGCUUUAUAUGUAUACCAAACUAACAUUUGAAAAUUUGAACAAAAGCUCAGAGGACUGACAAUUUCUUUGCUAUUUCAUUUGCACCAUUUUUCAUAAUUAUGAAACAAAGAACCCUCGGAAAAAAUGUUAGCAGUCCUGUUAAUAUCCACAAGAAUGUUCUGGAAAAAUGAGGGGGAAAGAAAAAGAGUAGGAACCCAAGGAAUUUUACUUAACAGUAUGUUUGGCCAAGUGCCUAAGUCUCCACCAUCCAUUCUGCCUAGAAAUACUCUGUAUACCUUCAGAGAUCUGUUAGUACCAUUCUAUUCUGAAAUAAUUGUUUUAAUAGAUAUUCAGAUUUUAACUGGAAACCAUUUUUUAUUAGUGACUCACAUGACAUCCUUGUGGUUUACUGAAUUUAUAAAACACAGUGGAAGUUGAAUGAGAAUGGCUGUCUGUCUGGUUAGGAUUCAUUCCGUUGGCUCUCUCCAGGAAACUGUUUUCCCUCUGAAUCGUCCUCCCCAAACCCCUCUCUCUCGCGCCCAGAUAAUUUCUCUGUUCAGUGGGUGUUGCGUGGAAAAUUUGAGAAGUUUUUUUUUUUUGGGAUGUGCAUGUGUGUUAACGGUUGUGAGAAGCUUCACAGUAUAGCUGAGCUGUGAGUCACAGAUGAUACAGCGAUAAAUUUGGGAGAAAAGUUGGCCUAUAAUCAGAUUUGGAAAAAGCCCCGCACAAAGAAGGGGACAGGGCGAGAGGCUUAGCUCUAGAGUACAUCAUGAGGCCUCCCCUCCCCCAUGUACCACAGCCACGUAUUUGGGCUACAAAGUGCCUGCUGUCCGUUUUUUGUGUGUUGUUGUAAUUGCUAAAGCAGCACAGAGGCAGGUGUUUCAUAGUGCACUGUAGAUGUGACCUCAAGUUCACGCCCACCCCCCUACUCCCC